CUAAGGAACUUGUGCCUACGCCUUUCCUCCCAGGCCCCAUGCUGCUGAAGGUGGCUCUGCUGCUCUUGGCUCUAUUCAUUGGGAAGUCUGAUGUCAUCACAAAGCCCAUCCUGUCUCUUCAACCUCCAUGGACCACUGUCUUCUCUAAUCAGAAUGUACAUUUGACAUGUGGGCAUCUGGAUCUCAUGGGAUUAGAAAACAUCCUAUGGUACAAGGAGGGGAAGAAGUUCCACCAAACCUCUGAAAACACCACUGUGAUCUCGGAAAGUGGACAGUACAGCUGUGGGAGCCAGGAUUCUGCCCUCAGUGACCCUGUGACCAUCACCUUCUCUGAUGCUUGGCUGAUCCUCCAGGCUCCAUAUUCCGUGUUUGAAGGAGAUGCUGUGAUUUUGCAAUGCCAAGGAUGGAAAAAAGCUAAGCUAUCUCAGGUUACAUUUCACAAAUCGGGAAAAUUCCUUUCCUUCACUAAGGAAAAUAAACCUCUGUCCAUCGAAGCAGCAAGGAUAGAGCAUAGAGGCCAGUACAGUUGUAGUGGGUAUGUGAAGAAUAAAAAAGUAAAUCAAAGCUCUGAAUCUGUCAUCCUUCAAGUCCAAGAGCUGUUCCCUCAACCUGAGCUGAGAAUCAAAAAUUCCACUGAAACCAUGGAGGGGAGCACAAUGGCCUUGAGGUGUGUGACACAACUACCCCCCCAGAGGUCAGCUUCCCGGCUCUACUUCUCCUUCUAUAAGGAUAAUAGGACCAUAAGAAUCAGAGACCAGUCCCCAGAAUACUACAUCCCAGCAACCAUCAGGGCAGGUGCCGGCUUGUACUGGUGUGUGGCAGCCACCGAAGAUGGCCAAGUUCAGAAGCAGAGCCUUGGACUGGAAAUUCAAGGUGCCACAUCUCUCCCCUCAGGCCCCACUGGGCACAGGAGGAGCCAGCUGCUCCUGGGGAUGACUCUGGUUCUGUCUGGCGUGACUGGAAUCACUGCAGUCCUUCUGUAUUAUUUCAGGCUCUUGAAGAAAGCAAAAGGAACUGCUGCUCCAGAUCCUGCCAGGGGUCCUUUCUUCCCAGUAACUCCAGAAACCCCUAAGGCCUCCUCAUCACAAGACCCAGAGUCUUGUCCUGUGUAUGUCAAUGUGAGUCCUCAGGAUAAGAACAGUGAAGAUGUGGUCUAUUCUGUGGUAUUUUCCAGGGAGAAGAAAAAGAAAGCCAUCUCCAAAGACCUGUCCCCAAGGGAAGAGGACUUCUCUGUCAUCUAUUCCAAUUUGGUAUUGCCCCAGAACCAGAAACUCUCACCUGGCUAUAGGGGAUAAAUACAGAAGACUCCAGGCCCCCAAGCAGAUACAAGGAAUGAUAACAAUUCUACCCUGGUGAUCCCUGAUUCUUCCCCACCACCACCCAUCCUAAAACUUGAGAUGCCCCUCAAAGAGGCUAGCAAUAGACCACCUCCAAAAAGGGAACCCCUUUCCUCCAACCCAGAAGAUGAAACUGAGCCCUUCUUCUCUCCGUAAAGACUCAAGGAGCCCCUGGGUACUCAUCCAGGUCAUCACCAAGGACUGAACCAGUAGACUUCCCAGAAGACAAUCAAGUAACAAGAGCUGAGAAUGGGGAAUGGCAAUUUCAUUGAAUAGCAUGGAAGUAACAUACCUGCUUUCACUCUAGUUAGGAGUUGGUCUUGUCUGCUUAUUUCUCUCUGUAUCUAUGUUGAGCGAGGGUGGUAUUUGUCCCUGGGUGUUAUUACCCCACCCCGAAGUAUAGCAGAUGAGAGACUCCUUGUUGUGCUCUAAUUUGCAAGAUGGAAAGCAGCUCAGAUCUGCACUCACUGGAGAAGAGCUCCAGAGGUGAUUCUGGUACUUUGAGAAGCAACAUGGUAUUGUGGGGAAAGCGCUUUAAGGCAGAAGGCCUGGAUUUGAUUCCUAGGUCUGCCAUUAGCUAUGUGACCUUGGGCAAUAAUAACUCAUAGAGAGAGUAUCUGUCUUCUCCCAAGUCCUUAUUUCUGUGGUGACAGAAGAGUGCCUAGGUCCUUGGCCCAUAGUUCCUGAAGAGUCUCUGAGUUUUGACCUGAUGACUGAUCCUGCAGAAUGUAUGAGUCAUACGCUGAGUUUUUAACUGUGCUCUGCCACAUACAUUCUUUUGUCCACCCAAAUUUCAUUUCCUGAGAUUCCUGGGUUCAAAAUAACUUCUUUACUGUUUGGGAACUUUCAGAGUCCAGAAGAGCAGCCGGUACCUAGUCAUUUUGCAAUUAUUUUAUUAUCCAUUGUU
Molecule: messenger RNA, 2244 nt
Organism: Trichosurus vulpecula (common brushtail)
Lineage: Eukaryota; Metazoa; Chordata; Mammalia; Diprotodontia; Phalangeridae
Gene: FCRL6
Product: Fc receptor like 6
Exons: 11
Coding region: 39-1295 (418 amino acids)
Biological process (GO): cell surface receptor signaling pathway
Molecular function (GO): transmembrane signaling receptor activity
Source: RefSeq, a predicted model, not a curated record